AUGUCCUGCCCACCGCCAUUACAGAGGCCUGAGAAACGCCACUCUAGCGACUACGGCUCCGACUUCACGCCGGACGAAGAGGAGCUUUUGAACGAGCUGCUCACCAAGGCCGACGCCGACGCCGCGGCGCCCUCGACCCCAAACCGAAUCUCAACACCCUCAGCGGCGCUGCUGCCGAUCGAGGAUCCCAUUUCGGCACGCGCAGCAGAGACACCCGAUCUCGCGUCCCUGCAUCCGACGGCUCUUGCGGCGCUCGUUGCGGAUAUCGAGGAUGGCGUCGAUGACCCGGUCGGUAUUCGGCUGCCUAAGGUGCUGGGCCGGGAGCACCCCCGUUCACCAUGGCGGUGCUCGAGCCAGCAGCCGCACUGGAGCCCGGGGCUUGGAUGGGGUGGUAUGGCGGGGAGGACAGUUCAGAGCGCAGACAACAGGGACCGCUCGGUUGUCGAGCACCCGAGUUCUACUGAGGGUAGAGAACGAGAGCGAGAGCGCACUGUUGCGCGGGAGCGCGAGUGGACGCAACAGGAUCCGGCCGCGGCAGCGCUAGAUUCUCGAUCUCCUGUGGAACGCUUUCGGCAACCGCCGAACAAGGCGUUCUCGGUUACAGACCUCGUCUCGCCUGCUUGGUGUGAAUUGCAGUACUGGUAUACCUUGACCAAGCAUGGCAGGAAGAGGAGGACCCCGGCGAUGACGAAGGGGAGCGUCGUGCACAAGACCCUCGAGGACGAGAUCUAUACCACUGUACCCGUGGAGAUCACGACCAAGGAGGAUGCUUGGGCCCUGAGGAUCUGGAAUGUGAUCCAAGGACUGCGCCUGCUGCGCGAGUACGGCGUCACGCGUGAGCUGGAGGUCUGGGGCGUUGUCGAUGGGGAGCUGGUCAAUGGGAUCAUUGAUCAGUUGUCUUACGAAUGUCCCGAUCCCGAGCUCGAGGCAACGGCUGGCCAAUACUAUGCAGACGCGGCGGCGUCCCGGUUGACAUUGCCCGAGUAUCAGAUGUCCCUGUCGGACUUUUUGCUGUCUUCUGGUCAGGGUGGGAGAAAGCUGUCAGACAUUGGGCAACCAGCUCCUGAGGAGGAAGAUCUUCCCGGUGAUGACGAGUCUGCGACGUUCUAUGGCUUGCCACGAGUGUACAUGACGGACGUCAAGACCAAAGCCAACCGCACAGUUCCCACUGUCAAGAGCACCUCGUUUAGGCCGACUCUCCUUCAACUACAACUAUAUUAUCAUAUGCUGAACCGCCUUAUCACGAGUGACGAUGUCACAAUGGAAUUGCUCGCAUCGCGCUAUGACCUGGACCCGACCCGCUCUUUCACCGACGCCUUCAUCUCUGAAGUGGGUGAACUGAACGAUGAAUUUUUCGACACCCUCGCUUCCCAAGAGUUUGACCUCGACAAUAUCCCUACACCCGAUGACGCGCGAAGGGCCUCUAGUGGUCCUGCAGCGGCAUCAAGCCCGCCUCCCUCCGCCAGCCAAGACACAGCAAGCAUCCUCCUGACCCACAGCAACCUCACCCAUCUAUGGAGUUUUAUGAAAGAACAACUCCGCCUCACAUUUCUCCCCCAUCUCACCUCUCCGAACUCGACACAAGCUCAGUCUGUUGCACCAUCAAUCCCAUCCCACUCCCAACCGGCCAUGCUUGAGCCAUACCCCACCCUUCUCUCGCCCGUUCUCACUGCCCGCUACCUGUCCUCUGCCCCUACGGUGGAUUUCCACCCCCAACUCCUGGGAAGCCGUUCAUUCCUCUUCGACCCUGCCACUAUGACGUCCUACCUGACCGACCAGAUGGACUGGUGGCGUGGCGAGCGAGAUCCUCACGGUGUCGAGGUCAUGGACGCGUGGAAAUGCCGUGUCUGCGAGUUCCGCGAUGAAUGUUCCUGGCGCCAGGAGCGCGAGUUGGAGAUGGCUCGGCGCAACCGGGGGCGCAGUGCUGGUGCAUCGGCAGAUGUUUCAACCGUAUAG
This is a messenger RNA of Penicillium alfredii, 1956 nucleotides long. Its product is annotated as exonuclease V. Gene Ontology annotation, cellular component: nucleus; mitochondrion. The record is from RefSeq and is a predicted model, not a curated record. Gene Ontology annotation, biological process: interstrand cross-link repair. Lineage: Eukaryota; Fungi; Ascomycota; Eurotiomycetes; Eurotiales; Aspergillaceae. Gene Ontology annotation, molecular function: single-stranded DNA 5'-3' DNA exonuclease activity. The transcript is spliced from 2 exons. The coding region runs from base 1 to 1956 and encodes 651 amino acids.